AAACAUAUAGGCACAAUGAAACAUCCUUCAAUGCUUUCAACUAUGAACUCAUGUUCAUACUAGAAAACACUGAAAAAUGUUUUUCACAGCGGAUUAUCAUACUAUCACAUGCGCUUAGCAGGUCCCCUAACUUGAUUUUAAUAGAUUCUUUACGACGAACCAAAAAUGCUAAAAGCGCCUCUUUUAGUCCCAAUAGCCAGUCGAAGGUUGCGUAAAACUGCUGUCUUAUUUCCGUCUUUCGAAAGCAGUGAGACGUGGCAUAUGGACACUGACCCAUGCAGGAUAAUGAGAGAGCAGGCAGCUGACACGGGUAAACGAGGAUCAUGCCAACGUAAUAAUUGGCGAUAGAAGACAUGACACUUUCUCUUGCAAACGUGCUUUCUCUCGAAGAUGUUUCCAAUCAACGGCGAUAUGGAGGUCUUUGACAUUAUCGCUAGCUGUACCAACGAUAGGAAACUGGGUAGUCACAGUCUCCGAUUAGUAGAAUCUGUCAUCAUCUGGAAAGGAACGCCAUUGGCUACAGUUACUUUAAAAACUGAUCGACUAUAAACUCUACAUUGUACUGCCAAAGUGAUAUACUACUGAGGUUGCGAAUCGAGCAAAGAAGACAAGUGUCGUGUCGGUAGGAGUACGUUGACAAGAGACCGUGUCAGUGGAAUAUAUUGCCAUUUGUAUACUACUAAUAAGAGUGCAAAAGAGCUACUUAAGACGAGACCGCAGACAACUGGUAAAAGGUGGAAAGAAAGAGAAUAUUUGAUAUUGUUUAAGGAUGGCUAGCAAACCUUUAUCGGAUCCGUAGACUUAAAAUGAAAAAAAUCGGCCACUAUUUUUCCUCCUUUCGGAGUGAAUGGUAAAUUGACGUGCACUUGACUACAAAUUGCAAUACAGCGCGAAUGUAUCAUCAGGCCACUCCCUUAAUCAAUUCUUGAAAACGUUUAGCUUGUACAUCCACUUGCAGUAAUCUUUAUUAAAUCCUUUAUAAAUCCGUAAAGCUUCUCUUAGUGAAAAAUUAAAAACAAACCAGCAUACCCCCGCUGCAGCAAUACCGCUGCGGAAACCAAAAGCUCGAACUUUUAUACGAAAUCCACUUUUUCAAUUAUGUUGAAUGAAAAAUUAUAAUUAGAUAUUCCUGGUAAAAGUAAAAGUUCUUCUUCAAGCUGUGAUAAUAGAAUAAUAAUUUACCGUUAGGCAGACCAAUUGAAGUACUUCGGGCUUUUAUUUAUAAGCUGGGAUAUUUAAAAUGGUUUUAUAGAAAAAAAUAUUUUUUGUGGAAACUGCAAUGGCAAGGCUUUUUACCCUUUAUUUAAAAAUUUAAGGACCGAAGCUAGUUCUUAUGAAUCCUAUGGCUGACCCAGAUUACUAGGCCACAGUCAAAGAACUUUCCGGAAUCAUCUUGGCAUUGCGUUAAAACUUCUCAUUGCUAGCUAAUAUUCUGCUAGGAUUUCUAUACCGGCACAUUAAGUGAUCAAAUUCAACAUAACAUCCACCAUUAAUAUUUCAAGAACAUGUAAAGCGUACUCACACACGCAAAUCUAUACAUUUGCCUUGUGCUGGCAUAUCAUUCUACACACUGGAACUUUCGGCAAAACACAGAAUAUACCCGAUUGUGAGUACCUUAAAUCAAUAUUUAUAUCGAUUCACACUAUUGUUACCCGGUUUUUGAGUGAGGCACGAUCAUACUUCAUGAAGAAUUGAUACAUCAAUACUCUUAUUUUGCUAGAAGAUACACGAAGCGCCCCUUUCGUGGAAAAAAUAAUAUACAGAUCGGCUCAUCGAAAAAACUGACAAUAAUUCCUGUUUAAGGGAGCACCUACCGAAAAUUGUGAUCAUCUUUUGCUAAUUUUAAGGCUUGUAGGCAAUAGAAUUGUAUACAUAUUAGCAUAUCAGAUGCCAAUGCAAAUACAGUGAGACUAGUGAGUGAUAGAGGAACGGAAGACUACUGCAUCUAAAGGUUUAUUUCACGAUACUUUUGAAGACAAGAACUGUCUGACUACACUGAAUUCACUUCUUUGAAAGAAUGACAUUGGCAUUGUAAGACUUGCGAUCUAAAGUGCAUUAGAGUGAUAUUUCCCUUUAGUAGCCACUACUAAUGUGGAUUUACUAAUCGAUCGUCUGCAUCUACAAGUGUGUUACUCGCUUAGUUUUCUACGGCUUUCAGUAUUGAGAUCCUUGGGACAACUUGGGAAGAUUAAUAAAUAUUAAGUACAUGAAAUUCAAAAUGAUCUCCGCCGCACCUCGAAAAAUAUGGCCAUAGGAAAACUAAUAUGUAGAGAGAUUUUCGCGUUUGUAAAAAGCUGCACAUAGGCAGAAUUACGACGUACAUAUUUCGGUUUGUGGGCUUUGCAGCUUGCCAGUCAUCCGCCGUAGCAACAAACAGUAACAUGCUAUUGACUGACUAAUCCAUCAUGUACACCGAAUAUAUGUGUUUCGCUUCUGUUGCUAAUUCUAGACAUAAAAAAACGAAUAGGCACGACAAAGGCAAGGUGCGGGUCGGAGUAAAUUACAGUGCAAACGGGGUUAGAGGAGUACCUAAGGUCAAUGGCUCUAUAACGAUGUUCGCCACCUGUCGAAGCGGCGAUAAGACGGAAAACGGCACUAUCGACGGGUCAUCAAGUCACCCACCAAUUAUAACAUAGAAGACACAUAGCCGUCAAGUUAUUCUGUCUAUAGGCUUUUGAAUUGUGAGGCUGAACCUCCAUAGGAGGCAGUUUUGCAAAUCUCAUAGAUGCGGUCUCUAUUGAACAUCGUCACAAAACCCUUUCUCUUCCUUGAUCAUAUCCAAUCACGGAUUCAGGGCAUAUAUUUGGUGUCGAACCGAUGUUUGCAUUAUCCUACAGAGCGGACGUUGAUCACUGUAUCCAGGAUAGACCAGACCCAAAAGCGAUCGAAGACUACUUCAGCAACUGCUGAAGUAAUAAAACUAAGAAAAUAUGUCAGCAAACUCAACGUUUCCGAGGCAUUAGAUAAGGCUGCAUUCGAGAACUCUACAAAAACCGCGUACCUAUUUAAAGACGGUGUUAGCAAAACCUUCAGCGAGUUCCACAGGGAUGUGGCCGCAUUUGCAGGCGGCGUACAACACUUAGGCUUGGCCAAAAAUGCAAGGGUUGCUAUAUUUGCACCCACCUGCUAUGAAUGGCUCGUGGCCAAAUACGCAAUCAACUGGGCUGGAUGCGUUGUGGUUGCGAUGAAUUCCGGCGCCUACCAGGAUGAGGUAGUCUACGCUUUAGAAAAGACAGGUACAGAGGCGAUCAUCAUCGGUGACGUAUUUAAAUAUAUGGAUUAUUAUCAGACGAUCUGCGAAGUCUUCCCUGAGCUGAAAACAAAGAAAGCCUUAGACUCAAAACGGACCCUUAAACACAUUAUAUCGAUUUCGACGGAUAAAAAACCAGGGACCUUUACGUUCCGGGAGCUUCAAUCUUCUGGACCAGUUCUUGACGCCCAGAUGAAACCCGAUGAUCCUGCCGUCAUCAUACAGUCAUCAGGUUCAACGGGAGAGCCGAAAAGUGUUGUUUUGUCGCAUGGAAAUGUGGUCAGUGCAGCCUACCAGUCUUUCAGCACGAUGCGACUUCGUCACUCGAACAUCGUAUUGGCAAGUCUGCCUCUCUACCAUUCGUUCGGAUACCUGUGCGUCGAAGCUAACAACACGCUUAACGGACUGACGACGGUGUUCACGUCGGCAAGUCCGAAACCUUCCGAGAUCAUUGAGAUGAUAGAACGACACCGCGUGACAACUCUGCACGGAACACCAACGACAUUUUUUGAUAUUCUGUGUUGUCCUGAUUUUGGUCAGAGGAAUCUGAGCUGCGUCGAAAACGCAACGAUAGGAGCAACAACAUUACAUCCGUCCGUCAUCGAGAACGUAAUCAAUAAGCUCCACCUUAAAGAACUUAUGCUAGGUUACGGUUUAACCGAAACGUCCGGAGCGUGUUCGUAUGCCGAUGGCAAAGCAUUUCGUGGUUAUGCUCCAUUCCCCGGAACCAAAUUUCGUAUUGCCAAGGCAAAUAACGACGUAAUCGUUGAUGGAAGCGGUAUCCAAGGAGAGCUACAGAUUCGUGGACCUACACUUUUUCUAGAGUAUCUUAACGACGAAAAGAAAACACGAGAAGCCUUCACUGACGACGGAUGGUUCCGUACCGGUGAUUUGGGGUACCUGAACAAACAUGGAUUAUUCGAGAUUUGCGGUCGGACCAGUGACCUAAUCAUCAAGGGGGGCGUAAACAUUUUUCCAGUGGAGGUUGAAAAGGUGUUACUGGAGCAUCCGGCGAUCGCCGAAGCUCACGUCUUAGGAGUAUUCGACGAACGGUUUGGUGAAGAAAUCUGUGCUUGGAUUAAACUGCGACCCGAUACAUGGCUUAGCGCCGGUUCCGUCAUUCGAUAUUGUGCUGGCAAGUUGCAGAAUAUCAAAAUUCCGAAGCAUGUCGUGUUUGCCAGUGGCUUCCCUAGAACGAAUGUGGGCAAAGUCUCGAAGAAGCUGCUCCGGGAGGCGUUCGAAAAACACAGCGUGUAACGCUAGGGCCAAGUAGCUGUGAUCAGUGCCCCUUACCGCCUCCAUAUGCAUUGGACCUCCUGUAUCACACUCGGCAAGUUACUUGGAUACGUCAAGGAAUACUUUAUGGCCGAUUGUGAAUAAAUCUAAGACUACAUGUGCUAUUCAAACGCGGAUAAUUGCAAAACAUCGAGCGAGCUUAGCAAACCGGUUUGAAGAGAUCGAUCUUGAGGCGUUUGCAAAAUAAAUCCUUCAGCAACUUUUACUCUAUUAUGCAUCGUUCAUUCAUGUUAAAACAAUCCUAUACUAGUUUUCCUAUACAAAAUGCGCCCUUCAAAGGCACAAUCUUUGUCUUUUCACUCUAAUUU
Messenger RNA from Varroa destructor (honeybee mite), 4854 nucleotides. RefSeq names its product medium-chain acyl-CoA ligase ACSF2, mitochondrial-like. Gene Ontology annotation, biological process: fatty acid metabolic process. Lineage: Eukaryota; Metazoa; Arthropoda; Arachnida; Mesostigmata; Varroidae. The record is from RefSeq and is a predicted model, not a curated record. Gene Ontology annotation, molecular function: medium-chain fatty acid-CoA ligase activity.